AUGCUGAGUAUGAGCGCGAGCGGCGACGCGUGCAGGUUCUGCCACUGCCCGCACCCGCCUCGGCGCGUGCCCCUCGGGAAGCGGCACAGGCAGGUUUCGGAGGCGAUGGCAGCGGCCGAGUGCUUCGGCAUCUUGCUGCCCGUCCUCGAGAGGAAAAUGAUCACGCUGCGCUUGGCCACAGACACGCUCCGGUUGCUGGCUGGUCAGCUAUGCGCUGGGCUAGGCGGGGCCCCCGUCGAUGCUGGCAGCAAGGCUCGAGAGCUGCGGACUAUUGAGAAUGCUUUUGGGGCUAUGUCGAUGCGGUCGCUGCUGGUGGUACUGCAAAGGAAGAUGGGGCCGCAAAGAUCACGCGAGAAGGCCUUGCUCGACACGCUUUUUCUGGAAUUGCGCGAGGCAGGCUUCAUCGUUGACUUCGGGUCGGUGGGUCAGGGGGAUGCUUGA
This is a messenger RNA of Prorocentrum cordatum, 441 nucleotides long. The record is from the annotation of a GenBank genome assembly. NCBI's taxonomy places the organism in Eukaryota, Dinophyceae, Prorocentrales, Prorocentraceae.